UUGGAAGAGACAGUGUUGUCUGUCUCGUGGUGAAUUGACUCCGCUAAAAUCACGAAAAAUGAAACACUCUAAAGAGGGUCAAAAGAAAAAAUCAACAACACCAAAAAAGAAGAGCUUUGUUUCCUCCAAACUAUCCACUGCUAGAACAAGUUGUGAGUCAAAACAUCAGCUUGAAGACAAAACAAGUAGAGUUACUUUUGAUGUCAAAGAAAAUGGCAUGGAUGUCUUGGCUGGAGAAGACAGAAAUGCUUCGUGUACCAUGGAUACUGAUGAUGAUCUUCCAGCCACACAACCUAUUGAUGACAGAGUUUUGAAAGAUGUUGUGGCCUAUGUGGAAGUUAGAUCCACCAAUGAUAAUAGAAGUAAAGCCAUCUGUAGAGAGCUCGUACAGCUUGGUGCUGUGGUAGCGAAAACAUUUUCAAAUGAUGUGACUCACGUUGUACUUAAGGAAGGUAGCAAGCGCACAAUCACCAAAGCCACAAAGAAAGGGGUCCACCUAGUCUCCGUUCUCUGGGUUGACAGCUGUAAACAGAACCAACAACAUGUAUCUGAGAGGCUCUAUCCUGCAAUGCUUCCUGACCAGAAAGGCACACCACUUCUUAUUGCUAAGCUUAAAAAAGCUAAAUCGAUGCAGCCCAGGGACUUUGAGGAUGACUUGGCAUCCAGUGCUGAAAGGUUUGCUAAGAAGAAGAAGAAACAAGAGAUAGAUCGUUUGAAGUCAACAGAAUCUACACCCUGUAAUUCACCACUGCUGGGAGCCAUUCUUGUGGAGGAUACACAACCCAGAGGCUCCCCCCUACCUAAUUCUACUGGUGAAAUCCUUACACCAAUCAGAUUAGCCAUCCCCGACACACCUCCUAGCAUGAGAGCUAAGAUGAAGGAACUUGACAGGCAGAUGGGGGAAAAUAAUGAUGAUGAAAAUGUGGCUGAGGCUCAGUAUGACAAGCCAGAAUUUGAUGAACCUCUCCAAAGAAGACUUUUCACAGGUAUGGGUGGGCAAGAUUUAAAUAGUCCUGAGACAACUGUCAAAGAUGUGAAAGUUACAUUCAGAGAGGACAGCCCUCCAGUGACAUCCUCAAAAAAAGACCCCAAGGUUAGAGCCAGCAGCAGACGGAAAUCAGUGGCAUCCGUCUGCUUCAAAGACAACAUUGAGAAUUUUCAAAAGAAAAAGGAAGAGGAAUCCAGAAAUUCAUUGCCAGCAUUUACAAAUGUAAAAGAUACAGGAAAAAGGAAGUCUACACAGAGAAGGAAGUCUAUGGCUGCGGUAAGUUUCACAAGCACAGAUGUACAAACAAAUGAAGAACCUUUAAAGAGGAGAGUUAGCUCUAGAAGGAGGUCUGUUCAGGUGACAUCACUGAGGUCUGAACCAGAGAUUGAGGAACAAUCGUCAAAGAAAUCAUUGGAAAAGAUUGAAACAUUUCUAGAAUCAGACAGAAAUGCAGACAGUGAAAAUUUAAAACUACCUGUAGAACAUGCUAAAGUGUCAGGAAUUCAGUGCACAGAAAAUAUAUGCUCAGACAGUGGUAAUGCUUCCAAACAAGCUGACAUUAGUGUGACCAGCAACACAAAUUCAGUUGAUGGGAAUAGGGAUUCCAAAAGUUUUACACAAAUUAAGAAUAAGAGAAAAUCUUCUGUAUUUGCUGCCAAUGAAAUGGAAAACCGCUUUCAUAGUAAUGAUAAUACUGAUUGUGAAAAUGUAGAUUCCUCCUCUAAUAAGGGUCAAACUGAACCAAAGAAACAGAACAUCAAAAUAUUGAAGCCAAAGAAAAGACUUCUUGCAGCCAGUGACAUGGAAGUGCAUUCGUUUUUGAUAGAGCCUACUAUGUGUUCAGAAAAAGUCUUCAGCAAACUUUUAGAUAACACUCCAGAUAGUACAUCAACACAGAUCAAAAAGAAGGACACCAAAGGUCAAGGUCAGAAGAGGAAGAAGCAUUCUUUAGAUGAGGCGCCUGACACCCCAAAGAGAAGCAGACAAGAUAAAUCUGAGAGUUCAUCUUUUAAAUCUCCAAACAGUAGAAUUUCCACUGGUGAAGACAGAGUCUUAUUGCAGCAUGGAAAUACAGACCAUGAUAACAGAGAUGUGUCAGAAAAUGAGAGCACACUUGGUUCCUCAAUGUCAGUAGUUUUCAGUGAAUCCACUUGUUCCAAUCUGUUUGGUACAGCUCCGCCGAGGCAGAGUAUCGAUGAAUUUAAUCUACGUACUAAAUUCAACAACAAGAGGAUGAGAAAGAAAAAGAAGGCUUUGUCAGAUUCAGCGUUCUCAUCUCUGAACAAUGAAAGUGAUACUAGUUCUACCAGUGAGGAGGGUAAGAAGAUAAAAAAGAUGAGAAGAAAUCCAUCCUUCACCAAGACUAGUCCCCAGCGACCAUCACUAGUUAUGACAAGUCUUCACUCUCAUGAACAGGAUAUUGUGAUUUCAGUGGUGAAGAGAUUGAAGGGUUUUACUAUAACUGACCAUGUAAAUGAUUUCACUACUCAUGUAGUAUGUGGGGGCCCUCGUAGAACACUCAACAUUCUCCAUGCCAUUACUCGUGGGUGUUGGGUCUUGAAAAAGGAAUGGGUCAUGGAAUCAUUAGAUGCUCAGAGGUGGUUGCCAGAGGAGGGUUAUGAGGUUACAGACUGGUUCCCCUCAGCUCAGGAAACCCGCUUCAGUCGACAAACGUCAAAAGAAAAUGCACCUCAGCUGUUGUUUGGUUCCAUGGGUGUUUUCUAUAUUACACCAAAGGCUGUUCCACCUCGGCAUCAUUUAAUGGAACUGAUCCAGAGGUGUGCUGGCAAGGUGACAAGCUCUUCAUCUAAAGCAGAUAUCUAUGUGGGAUCUGAUUUCCUGCCAGAGAAAACCAGUGUCAACCCACUCUGGAUAUUAGAUUGUGUGACCCAGAAUACUCUUCUUCCAAUGGAUUCAUAUUUACUUGGUAAACCAAAGAGAGAAAGUAGUCCAGAAUAUUAGUCCCCUCUAUUAAAUGAGAGACAGCUUGUUUGACAAAAAGAGGUUCAACAGUUCAAAGACUGGUGAGAACUAUGGAGUACGCUGUUCCGAGAGGUGUACUUUUUGUCAUACAUGUAUUGUGCAUGGAGUUGAAAUAGGAAAAUUUCAGAAACAUUAUAAAUUAUAUUUGACACAUGCAAGUAAAUUACCAAUCUUCCCUGAAUAAAAGUUUCAUUAAUUUAGCUAAUUAAUUGUAAUAGUAUUUUAAUUCAAAGAUUGGCAUAUUAAAAAUUAUACUUCUAUUUGUGUUGAGUACAGUCAGUGGGCAAUUUUUUUUAUACAAAAGCCUUUUUUUUAA
Saccostrea echinata is the source of this 3287-nucleotide messenger RNA. RefSeq names its product microcephalin-like. Bases 59 to 2950 code for a protein of 963 amino acids. Lineage: Eukaryota; Metazoa; Mollusca; Bivalvia; Ostreida; Ostreidae. The transcript is spliced from 13 exons. Gene Ontology annotation, biological process: mitotic cell cycle. The record is from RefSeq and is a predicted model, not a curated record.